GAUUUUUCCUUCUCUUUCUCACCUAUUUUGGGGUUUUCCCCGCUUUUUCACUCCGGCUCGAGGCGCAUUGAUGCCGCCUUGAAUGCUCUUCGCCCCAUGGGGUUCAAAAGAGAAGGCGGUUCGGAGGACCACGGCUAACAUCCUCAAGUACAAAUGUUACUGGUGCCACCAUCUGGUAACUCCAUGCUUUGCGAAGGAUGUCCAGCAAGAAGAUCAAUGUGCAGUCCAAGCUGACUUCUUACCUCCAUUAGAUCUCCAGUGUUCUUUCUCCAGAGAGUCAUUCUGUAAUAAUUCACCCUUCCCACAAGAACAGCCUGCCACCAGUGGACAUUCUGCCUUGCUGUGCGAGCCACCAAAAUUCAGGAGGCUUGAUUGAAACACAAGUCCUCUCACCCCAAAUAACCUCAGCAGAACACUCCACAUUCACAUGUACAUUCCAUUUCUACGCAGCACAAACUGUGUUAUGGUUGGAUUAACAGUGAUGAUGAGGGAGAUCUUGUUUGCUAAGCGUCAGCUGCCUGCCAAUCUGCAGAAAGUCACCAGUUAGUUUCAAGUAGCAAUAGGAAUGAAAUGUGGAUAUGUUUGGUAACGUAAACCUUUUCAAUUUUUUUUCCUCAUCUUGUUACUGCAACAUUGUCGUUGUGUGUAUCUUCCAUAACUAAUAUAUCAUACAUUUAAAU
Messenger RNA from Rubroshorea leprosula, 680 nucleotides. The record is from the annotation of a GenBank genome assembly. Lineage: Eukaryota; Viridiplantae; Streptophyta; Magnoliopsida; Malvales; Dipterocarpaceae.